Aspergillus nidulans FGSC A4 is the source of this 1569-nucleotide messenger RNA. Its product is annotated as putative chromosome segregation protein (Pcs1). The record is from RefSeq and is a predicted model, not a curated record. Bases 1 to 1569 code for a protein of 522 amino acids. Gene Ontology annotation, cellular component: monopolin complex. NCBI's taxonomy places the organism in Eukaryota, Fungi, Ascomycota, Eurotiomycetes, Eurotiales, Aspergillaceae. The transcript has 3 exons.
AUGCCUAAACGAAAAGCCACUGCAAGACUUUCUGGUUUAAUUGAAUCGGACGAUGAAGAUGUGAUGCAGCCCGGUGCCGAUGCCGCUCGGAACCACGAUGAGCGUCCGACGAAGAAGACGAGGGGGAGACCGCGAUCGAAGUCGGCCGAAAUGAAGCCCACUGCUGAAGCGGAGAUUCCAGCGACGCAGGAAACCGAAGCGACGACGACGAGGAGAGGGACCAGGAGGGGGCGUCCUAAAGGAAGCAGAAAUUCUGGACAAACGGCGCUCGAUGCGACGGAGGAUCAGGACGGAUCUGUGCGCGCAGGUCCAAAUGCUGCCGCACAAAAUACAGUUGUUGACAAGACCACUGUGCCUGAUAAAACCGCGCAGACGACCAAACCCACGAGGACGACGAGAGGUGCUGCGCGCGGCAAGAAAAAGACUACCGCGCAGAAGCAAUUAGAAACCGAUGGCGAGUUUCAAUACACUCCUACUGGCGCGCGACAGCAGAAAGUGAUUGAGGGGCCUGAGGAACAAUCCGAACCUACUGACCGAGAACGCCGCAAGUCCGCGACAGCAGCGAGUGAGGAGGAUAUCCCGGACGCUGAGCCUACAGUCAAGGAAGUUGUCGAAGAAACAUUUAUUCAGGAGGAAGCUUCGGAGCCGGUGACUGCGCCGCCGGAGAAACAAAGGCAUUUGUCCUCGUGGGCUUCGCAAAGCUCCCCGACAAAGAGAAAGUCUGGAGGAGAUGAAAGGGGCACCGAACCUGAGCUGAGGCGGAGGCUUGGUGAUCUGACCAAGAAAUAUGAUACUCUAGAGAACCGAUAUCGUAAUUUGAAGGAGAUAGGGAUUGCUGAAGCGAACGCUAAUAUGGAAAAGCUAAAGAAGCAGUGCGAGUCUAUGGCAAACGUGUCCAACAACCUUGUCAACUCCUUGAAAGCCGAGCUAGAGGCACAACGGGCUCUUGGUCAAAAAAGCCGCGCGCUGCAGAAAGAACUCCGUGAGCGAGACGCAGAAGUGGCUAGGCUCACAGCAGAGGCCGAACAGUCGGCCAGUCAACUCGCCGCUGCCCAGUCCGAGGUCAAGGCGCUGCAGACGAAGCUUGCCGCCGCCCGCAACACGGCUGCAACACUCGAACAGGCUGCAGUCAAAGUUCCUGGAAGCGCUGUCAAGGGCGGCGGCUUAAACCGGGCGGCUGCUGCCGCCAAUGCUGAAGCUGCGCAAGCUGCACAGUACGCGCAGCUAAAGGAGGACCUAUACAGCGACCUGACUGGUCUCAUUAUUCGUGAUGUAAAGAAAAGGGACGAAGACAAUCUCUAUGACUGUAUUCAAACAGGCGUUAAUGGGAAAGCUAAUCUCGGGAUAGCCCUUCACUUCAAGCUCGUCGUUCCUCAUUCUUCGACAGCGGACUUUGAGACGGCAGAAUUCCAGUACAUUCCUUUACUGGAUGCGAAUCGAGAUCGAGGACUGGUUGAUAUUCUCCCAGAAUAUCUCACCGUGGAUAUUACCUUUGUCCGCCAGCAGGCUUCGAAGUUCUACACGCGGGUCAUGGAUGCGCUUACAAAACGACGGCAAAGUCAGGGCUAG